UCUCUUCAUGUUAUUUAUGCGUUUAUAAUUAUAAAAAAAAAAAACCAUGACUAACUUUUCAAACUCUAUGGGAAAACCUUUCCUUAUCUUCAUCAACAAAGCAAUAAAAUUCUCAAAACCUUGUUUAUUUUCUUCCUACUCUUUUCUAUAACUUCACUCUUCACUUCAAAGUUUGUAUCUUUUUGUUCUCUUUAUGUUCUUUUUUGGUUUAGCAAUAAUGGGUUUGGUUGAAAAGAGUCCAAAGAUUAAUCUUCAUUUGCAUAGACAUCAUCUUCAACAUAAGCAUGAGUUCAAAGGUGUUCCAAAAGGUUUUAUGGCAAUAAAAGUUGGUUUAGGAGAAGAACAACAAAGGUUUGUUGUUCCUGUUUUGUACUUCAAUCACCCUCUUUUCAUUCAACUAUUGAAAGAGGCUGAAGAAGAAUAUGGAUUUGAUCAAAAAGGAACAAUUACUAUUCCUUGUCAUGUUGAAGAAUUCACAAAAGUUCGUGGUUUGAUUGAUAGAGACAAGAAUCUUCAUCAACAUGUUGGAUGUUUUGGUUUAUGAUUUUUUAUGUUAUCAAAAACCACAAAAAAAAUUAUCUUUAUGUUGAGUCUUGACCCUAAAAUCAUGGGUUCAUGUUUCUAAUGAUUUGGUCAUGUAAAUUUCUAGUUUUUAGAUUUCUUUUUUGUUUUGAUUUUAAAAAGUAUAAACUUUUAGUUAGUUUUUUCUAUUUUAGGGUGAAGACCACAGAAUGUUGGUUUUAUGAUUGUAGUUACUUUUCCUUUUAAUUUGAUAGGAAAUUUAAUGAAAAGUAACCAGGAUUUUCUA
Messenger RNA from Trifolium pratense (red clover), 808 nucleotides. Its product is annotated as auxin-responsive protein SAUR32-like. The coding region runs from base 194 to 544 and encodes 116 amino acids. The record is from RefSeq and is a predicted model, not a curated record. The transcript has a single exon. Gene Ontology annotation, biological process: response to auxin. NCBI's taxonomy places the organism in Eukaryota, Viridiplantae, Streptophyta, Magnoliopsida, Fabales, Fabaceae.